Molecule: messenger RNA, 2742 nt
Organism: Armigeres subalbatus
Lineage: Eukaryota; Metazoa; Arthropoda; Insecta; Diptera; Culicidae
Exons: 7
Coding region: 1436-2611 (391 amino acids)
Source: RefSeq, a predicted model, not a curated record
CACCGCCGCCACAGCAGCAGCAGCAGCACCAGUUGGAGUUGGAUGGAAUGGAACUCGAACGGGUUAGGACACAGCACACCGGCGGCCUAACCAGUCGAGGCGAGUGAGCCAUUCAGCGUGGAGUUCGGUUUCGCGAGUUCGCUUGUUGGGUUGGGACUGCAUUCUUUUUUCCCGUUGCUUGCAGGUCGUCCGUCCGGCCAUCCGUCAGUUACUAUGUGCAACUUGAUGUGUGCGUACGUUCGCAAGUUUGCUCUGCUCGGGUUCUGCAUUGUGGCGUUCAGUGCGUUUUGGUGGUGCUUCUGUUGUUGCAUCUACGCCGCGAUCUUGAACGGAGCUCGCACGGCGGACGAAAAUUGGGCUUGAAGAAGAAAUAAGAAUAAGGCGUCGUUUAAAAAAAAAGAAAUACCUUUAACAACUCAAUUUGGAUCAACGAAGAAUUAAACUGAGCCGUGUGCACAGUGCAAUGAGUGAAAGAUAACAACCGUGCAAAACUUAAAAGUUUGACCGGGAAACGAACGGGAAGUUGAAAAGUUCAAAGCGAAGAAAAAGAUCUGCUUAUGUGCACUGUGGCUGCUGCUGCACGAAGAUGUUGAUGAAGAAAUUUGCGAAUUGCUGACGGCUGUUUGCCUGUUGAGCGCACGCGGAGAGAGAUAGAAAAGGAAGACUAAGCCAAAGAGCCUCCACGACUGCCAAACUUGUUAGAAGCCACGAAGGAAUCGCCCUCCCGUGUCGUCGCAGCAGCCACUAAAAUAAGCAACAACACAUCAAUCGAUGAUUAUUGUACGGUCAUCACCAGCAGCAGUCCAUGGCGCGCGGCGGGCUCUGAUGGGGAUUCAACGGAAGAAACAAUAAAGCGAAAAGUACCACAACAUUAUUCUCCCCCCGAGCGCUGUUCCUCUGGCGGUGUGGGGCUGGAAUUUUUCCCUAUCGUGUAAUUCCGCUGCCCAUGCUUCCCACCAACAACAUUAAUUUCGAUCUGUUUCGCUGAGGAUUUGCUGUGCGUUUGAAGAGCCUUUCGAUAUGAACUUAUUUCUGCGCUAACAUAAGUUUUGUGUGUUUUACUUGAUUGAUACGGGCAGCAAAACAAAAAGUUUCGUCGAGUGUUGUUUGAUACUUCACAAGGAGUUUUUGAGUGUUUUGGAUUUAGAAACGAAAAAAGUUAACUGAAUACAGCUUCGUUCUGUAUGAUUCAUGUUUAGUUAAAUUUUUGGCAAUCGAAGGAUCGUUUUAUUGGUGAAGUGAUAAUAUGGUAUCCAGUGCAGAUUUGAGAAAACAAUGCUGAAGAGGAAAUUCUUUUCCUGAAGAAGUAAAACAUCUGUAUUCAUUGACUUCGGGAGACCACAGCUUUAUUAGCAAAAAGUUAUCCGCACCUGGAACUGCAUAAAGCCACCAAUUCUGGCCAAUUUCGGGUUUUGAGCUCCGUGUUGGAUGAACAAUGUUUACAUUGUCUAAGCUGCCAAAUGCUGAAGAUGAUCCAUCGUCCAAUGGUAGCAACGGUACUAACAACAACAAUCACAGCAGUGGUACCACAAGUAGCACUGUUUCCGGUGGCGAUCCUUCCACCUUUGAUUCUUCCGCUGAGUCAGCGGUUUCCACCGUCACUUCAUCUGGUCCUUCAGCGUGGAAUCUCGAGCUCGACCUCCAAAUGAUCGAGGAAGAUAUGCAGGUGAUCGACACAAUCGAUCAGAGCUACUGGAAUGGAAAGUUCGUGCCACCUCCACCACGGCCUCCGUUCCUGGAGGAAUCCAUUGCUCCCGAUGGUCUGACCACGUGUGAUCUGUGCAGUUGGGCGUGGCAGGAUAAAGGAACGCUAUCCCUUGAUGGAGCGAUAAAAGAAAUUUUCUCCCCUACAGAUACCAAGGAGUUCAGUUGGACGUUCACGCUGGUCGUAGUUUCGCUCACAUCGGCAGUACUCGGUGCCAUAAUAAUGAUAGUAUUUCUUAGAUGUAAAAGGAUACGGGCCAAUCAAAACGGAUUGAGGACGUUGUGUUUCGAUUCCAGCAGUACAAAAGACACAGCCGGAUUGAAUUUUGACAACCAAACAUCGAAGAAUUCGACGAAUGGGUCAUGUAGUCCACGAAGUACAAACUCGGGUCUUUGGACAUGGUUCAGCAGUCGAAAGAAUCUGACGACGCCUGACCAGCUAGUCAACUCUCACACACUGCCAGUUGAGAAUCACUACACCCACAUGGACGAUAACAAUUAUAAUCCGGUACAAAUAGACGAGGCUUCCUAUGCCGAGGUCGGCAACGAAAUGGGUCCUUCUGAGACAAACUCUUACAAGUCGAGCUCCGUGCAUCAUGGAGGAGACAACGACGUACUGAUAAUGAACUGUCCACUGCCAGCGAUCCCAACCGGGACACACAGUGGAGGUGCCAGCGGAUCAGGCAGUGCGUACUAUUCGGGACUGCUCAACAGUGCCAACAUGCCCGGUGACGAAGACGAAGACGAGAGGCCAUACGAAAUCGUCGACUUGAAGGAGAUGUCUUCGCCCCACAAAAGUCACAAUGUACAAAGCCACUUUCUGAACGAAACUAACAAUCUGCUGACAAUUGAGAAACACUCGGAAAGUCUACCGGAGGGAACAAUCUCCGCAUCCGAUUAUGUAUAAUUUCUGUGUGGUUAUUUUAAAUUGAAGAAUCUGACGCUUCAGAAGAGCUUUAAGUUCAAAGAUGUAAAAAUUGUUCAAAUUGGUUAAACUAACGAAAAAUCGUUCAAAAAUACAUUAGUCGUUCUUUUGUG